CCGUUUGGUCACAGUUCAAAUUCUCUGCUAUCCCCAUGUUUAACCUGGUCAAUCACCCUUACCACGGCACCGACACUGCAAAGUAUGGAGUGACGACAGAAGACACCACGUCAAAGUAAAUAGCAAGCAGUGUGUGGCUUUGUCUCGCUUCGUCGCAUGGUCACCUUACUAACAUCCUUCGAGGCGAUGGAAUGUUUCUAAUGGUAGCGUAGAACAGUUGUAGUGGCGCCUCUCGACUCGCUUAUACGCAUCUAAUUCAAAUCGGAAUAACCUCGAAAAAUGUUGAAGUAAGAGCGGUUCAUUGUCGGCCUCUGGUCGACAACCAGUGACAACGGAGUCCUCGCGCAGCAACGACGAAUCCUUUAAAAAUGGCCUACUACAUGGGAAUUAGUUGUAACUCUCCAAUGGCGCUUACUUUUCGACUCAUUUCUCUAGUAAUUCCUGCUCUCGCUGUCGGUGCGUCAGCGCUCGAUCGUCGAGCUGAAGGUGGUUAUAUCCAAGAGGCAUCUGGCCUUGCCUCUUUCACUACCUACUCUGGAUGCAGCUCCCCAGCUUGCGGCGAAUCUGUGACCGGAUAUUCUGCCGCUAUGAAUCAACUUGCUUAUGGUGCUGCAAGCGGCGAUGGCGCAGGCGAUGCGUGCGGGCGCUGUUUCACCGUGACCGCGACCGCCGAUACCUCCAGCUCUGGUUACACCGGACCUUUCUACAGCAUUGUUGUGAAGGUUACCAACCUCUGUCCAUACACUGAUACGGAAUGGUGUGGCCAAACCACCAGUGAUCCAUACAACUCUCACGGUUUGCCUUACCAUUUCGAUAUCUGCGCCGACGACGGGGCCUCCGAUGCAUUCUUCCCCUCCGGUCAUACUGCUCUUUCUGGGAAUUUUACCGAGGUUUCCUGCGAUGAGUGGAGUGGAAGUGACGGAAGCAAGCUGUGGGAUACUGGUUGCCUGGAUGGUGAAACAGCUGAUUUCUGGCCGGCGGUUGGAUGCGGUAACGUAGGUACUGCCCCCAGCUAAAUUGGAUGGAUCUGCAUCAGCAAAGAUGUACAAGUACGAGAGGAGCUUUAGUGGCUUUCGCGUGGUCCUGGAGACUAGUAUCUUCUUAGUCUUUUUGAUACAUAGAACAACACUGGAUUCAUUUUUCGAUGUUC
Messenger RNA from Guyanagaster necrorhizus, 1150 nucleotides. Its product is annotated as endoglucanase V-like protein. The record is from RefSeq and is a predicted model, not a curated record. The coding region runs from base 369 to 1016 and encodes 215 amino acids. The transcript is spliced from 9 exons. Lineage: Eukaryota; Fungi; Basidiomycota; Agaricomycetes; Agaricales; Physalacriaceae.